AGAGGAGAGGGGGAGCAGGCACAGUCAGUUCUGAUAACAGCAACAGUAGGAGGAGGAUGAGCCGUGGCACCGCCCCUCUCUCCCACAGAUAUAAAUAGGAGCCGGAUUUUUUUGCUCUGCUCAUUUCACUUGAAGGAUGAGAUCCCUGAAACACCUCAAACAUCACACCAGGAACAAUGUGGUGAGUGCCUCUCCCGCCUCUAACCCGUGCAGGCGUGUGCGUGCGGCUCAGGUGAAGGUGUUGAAGCAGGCGGAACAGCAGCAGCAGCAGCAGCAGCAGGAAGAGGAGCAGGAGCAGGAGCAGGAGCGGGAGAGACCUUCAGUCUGCAGCCCGUCUGAAGUGAUGGAGUCGGGGCCUGAGCAGGUCCAGCAGCCCCCUAAGGCCCAGCCGGUGGACGUGGGCACCCAGACGGACCCGGUGGUGGUGCUGUCGCUAGCCCAAGCCGCCGUGCUGGGCCUAAUCUCCCAAAACGAGAUCUUCGGCGCCACCAUCGCCCCCAACGGCUUCUACACCGGCGAGCUUCGCGAGCAUGUUUUGCUCUCUUCUCCUCCGCCACCGCCGCACCACCAACACCACCCACACCAACAACACCACCACCAUCAUCACCACCACCUGUCCCUGCCCCCACCCCCGUCCGAGGCCCUGGAGUACGAGUACGCUGCCGAGAGCACCCUGAUCGGCGCCAAUGGGGACUACCUGGCCCUUCCGCCGGGUGGAUCUGAGGAGAGAGGCCCGCGGAGACGCCCGGGACCACGGGGCAGGAUGCGCCGACCCCGCGGUGACAGCGAGGUCGAGGGGGCCGGGGGUGACCCUGAGGACCAGGAGCCGGCCAACAAGAUCCAGAUCCGCCACGCCCACACCCCAAUCAGCGUGAAGGGAGAGGGGCCCGAGCACAUGGCACUGCCAGCUUGCGCGGGAGGGAGCCCAGGCAGAGGCGAUCAGCCCAUGGACCUGGCGCCCCAGAGAAGGCCCCUGAAGGAGGAGUCGUGCCGCAGGGACUGCUCUGACUGUGUGAGGGGGGGAGGAGGCAGCAGCAGCAGCAGCAGCAGUGGUGGUGGUGGUGCUGCUGGUGGUGGAGGCAGGAGGGAGAUGGAACCGCGGUCCAAUCCGGGACGCCCUGCCGAGCCUGGCAGAGGGGCACGUGAGCGCCAGGAGGGGGCACGCGUGGGUAAGGUUGAGGAGAUGGACGAGGGCACCGAGGAGGAUCAGGAGGACAUAGAGGAUGAGCGCAGGCCCAGAUCGCUCCUGAAGAGCCCGGGACAGGAGAACGAAGACGAGGAGGCCGCAGUCGCCGGCAAGGUCGAAGAGGAUGAGGAGCAGGAGCAGAGCCACGCGCUGCGGCGCUAUUAUGAGUCCAGCGUGGUGGGCUACGAGGCGGCCGAGAUGGGCCUGCAGGGGGACUACGAGGAGGGGGGGCCUGGGGGUGCGUCGGCGCAGGCUGCCGCCAUGCUGUGGGCGGACCAUCCGGACGGCGAGGCCUCCCUGGGCCGGCGUAUGCAGAUCGACCGAUUGGACAUCAAUGUGCAGAUCGACGAGUCUUACUGCGUGGACGUGGGCGAGGGCCUGAAGCGCUGGAAAUGCCGCCUGUGCGAGAAGUCGUACACGUCCAAGUACAACCUGGUGACGCACAUCCUGGGCCACAACGGCAUCAAGCCGCACGAGUGCCUGCACUGCGGCAAGCUCUUUAAGCAGCCCAGCCACCUGCAGACUCACCUGCUGACGCACCAGGGCACGCGGCCGCACAAGUGCACCGUCUGCAAGAAGGCCUUCACGCAGACCAGCCACCUGAAGCGCCACAUGCUGCAGCACAGCGACGUCAAGCCCUACAGCUGCCGCUUCUGCUCGCGCGGUUUCGCCUACCCCAGCGAGCUGCGGACGCACGAGGCCAAGCACGAGAACGGCCACUGCCACGUGUGCACGCAGUGCGGCCUGGAGUUCCCCACGCACGCUCACCUGAAGCGGCACCAGGCCAGCCACCAGGGGCCCGCCACCUUCCAGUGCCCCGAGUGCCACAAGUCGUUUGCCUACCGCAGCCAGCUGCAGAACCACCUGAUGAAACACCAGAACGUGCGACCGUACGUCUGCUCCGAGUGCGGCAUGGAGUUCGUCCAGAUCCACCACCUGCGCCAGCACGCGCUCACGCACAAGGUACUCGCACAGCAGGCCGCCGCCGUCGCCGCCGCCACCGCCGCCGCCGCCGAGCACAAGGGCAUGAAAGAGUUUAAGUGUGAGGUGUGUGCGAGGGAGUUCACCCUCUCGGCCAACCUGAAGCGCCACAUGCUCAUCCACACCAGCGUGAGGCCCUUCCAGUGCCACGUCUGCUUCAAGACCUUCGUACAGAAGCAGACCCUCAAGACUCACAUGAUCGUGCACCUGCCCGUCAAGCCUUUCAAGUGCAAGGUGUGCGGCAAGUCUUUCAACCGAAUGUACAACCUCCUGGGACACAUGCACCUUCACGCCGGCAGCAAGCCCUUCAAGUGUCCUUACUGCUCCAGCAAAUUCAACCUGAAGGGCAACCUGAGUCGCCACAUGAAAGUCAAGCAUGGAAUCCUGGACGGCUCGCCCGAUGGACAAGAACCUCUGCCUGAGAUGGAAAGUCAGGAGGACUACGAUGAGGAGGCCUUUGAGUUCAGCGAGCGGGAGAACCUGGCCAGCAACAACGCACAAGACCUCAGCAAGCUGGCCGAGAUGGCCUACUACAGCUAUGGCAAGGCUGCUGCGCGCUACUCCAUGCCCUGAGCCACACACCCUCGUCUCCUUCAAAGAGUAUGAUCUAGGUCAAUUUGAGGGAAAUGUUUGUUUGUUUGUUUGUUAAUGGGACCGUCUUGGUCCCUUGCACUGGAGGACAGAAAAACCUGUGAAAUUUUAGUUUGGGUUUUUUUUCUUCUUUUUUUUUCUGGAUUGCCAACGAUUUGUCAUAUCACCUUUCAUAUGUCAUUAUUAAGCCUCCCAUCUGGAAGGACUGUUAUGUGUAAAAACGUUUGAAAUCCGCCCCCCCCCCCCCCCCCCAAGAGUCAUGUUGAAGUCCUCGGCAAAAGCAGUUUAAUUGCAGAGUAUUCCUGAGGCUAAUGCAGACUAUGUGUAGUGAAACAUGUACAGCCAUCCUGAGGCACUUAACAGACGGACAAUCCACGGCUCUAUCCAAGAGAGGUCUAUUGGGAAGCCAGUCAAGUCCUCCCAUCCAUGGGCAUUUGGUUCUGUUUUGUUUUUUAUUUAAUUUUUUUUUCCAUAUUAAAGCACAUUAUUAAAUGAGUCAGUGGCACCCCUUCAUGUCCUCUGCAGUGUUCAGCACAGUGAGUUGCUUGGACAUACCAAAGCUGACUAAACGAAAAUGGUCUCUUAUGUUUUGUUUUUACUAUUUUUACCCCCACUUUUGCUUUAAAGUUUUUUUUCCUUCUUUUAAUUUUUUCCCACUCAAUCUCUGUCUGACACACUGUGAUUAUCGUUAAAAAUGACAUUUUCUGCAGCUAUUCCGUAAACCUUUUGAGGAAACAAAAAGCAUGUAUUUUUUGGAUAUGUAAACUCGGUGAACUGUAUGUUUCUGCUUUCGGUGUGUUUUAUGAGUGACUUCUUCCAGUGCCUGGCUCGCUCUCUCUGGGUGCUAGCCCAGAGUCCUGCUUUGUUUGUGUCGCAUCACCCCCAUGGCCUUGUGAAACCACUGUGCAGUUCCUCCCACUAUCACCAUUUAACGGAACAGAGAGGAGCCAGUCCUCCUGGAAACUGUCCAAGUUGGAAAAUUACGAAUUACGAUUCUAGAAUAAUUGGAAUGGCCGGCCAAAUGGUGGGAACAGUUUAAUCAUGCUUUCAUUUCCUUGGAGUAUUUUUUUUUUUUCAUUCAUUUCAUCUACAGCAUAUUAUUUUUUCUUUCUAACAAAACUUCGGUAUCAUUGCGACUGUUUUGAAUUCCAUUGAAGGUUUUUUUUUUUUGUAUACGAUGUUUAAAUCUGAAUGUGUUCCAUAUUUUCCACCUCUUUUCCACCUCUCCCUGGACUUAUCCACCAGUAGACCAAAGAGUCUGACCGCUAUUUCUCCAUGUUACCAAUCCCAUCUGCCUGAGAAAGAAAAGAGGGGAGAGAGAGGCCUCCUAUAUUAUUAACACUCCUGGUUGCCUGCCUGUCCUUUCCAGAUUUUUGAGCUUAGCUCUUCUGUAGCCGACUGUCAGCCAGGCUUCUAAUAUUUCAUUUUUAAUGAGGUAGAAGAUCUUGCAGGCAAAUAGACUGAUUGACUGACUGACUUGACUGACUGACUGCUGCCAGCGCCUACCUCUCUCCUGUCUGGCGCGAGCGGCUGCCAUUACCUAGCCUCCGCAUCCACCACCCCACCUCCUGUCUUUCCAUUCUUAACCUUCAUGCGACAUAAAAUCUUAAAAUAACAACACACGCCACUUCUAGAACCCCCCCCAUUUUUUUUCUUUCUUCCCCUUUCUUUUACAGAGGAUGAACCCCCUGAAAAGAACUGCCCUGAAAACUUUGGACAGAAAUAUUAACUGCCCUUGUGUGUGCGUACGAGAGUGUGCCAUCCAUCACGGUGGCACAACGGUGUGAAGUGAUGAACGACAGGCUGCAGACAUGUGACAGGGCCAUAGACCCAACAGAGAAUGAUUGGGGGAAAUGUACAAUGUAUUCUUCAGCUCCUCCACCCUCUCUGCUUAAGCUUUAUGCUCAACAUCGGCUGCCAGUGAGGCAUCCAUGCAAAGAAUUGAGAAAAUAAUGUGGAUUAUAGUACAAAAAGAAAAAAAAAAGCCAAACGUGAAUUUCAUUUCCAUUGCAGCUAUAGUUUUAUAUUUUGUUUAGAUAUGGAAAAGCUUUUCUUUUUUUGCACAUUGAUGUGAAUAUGCUGUUGAUAGAAUUCUAUGUUAAAUGUUGUGUUUCAAACAAUAUUGUAAAUUAAUACAUUUAUUUACCUUAAGAAAAAAAUCUGGUGUCCAAGUGUUGAUUGAUGAGACAGAGAUGGAAAUAGAUCCAAACUUCUAAGAAGAUUUAUUAGACAGGUUUUUGAAAAGGCCCAUAAAAUGGAUCAUGGUAAUAUACAGUAUGAGGCUACGGUACAGUACUUCAUCUUACAAAAAUAAAGAACCUUGGAAAUCCAGGGAAGGUCAAAUGACAGGCACUUGAUAGGGGAAACAGCAGGAACUUUUUCCCCCUCUUCACAACACACUAUUGACUACUUUUAGCUUCUCGCUUCAGCACAUAAUGUAUGUGGUUUUCAUGACCUUUUAAGUUAAAAUGAGGUACAAAAGAUGAAAUGAAAAUGACACCACUGUCAAUUCUUCUCUGCUUCACUAGUCCUUCAUUUGCCCAGUGCCUUGUCCAGGUUGGCCCUGAUGGCAUCCAGGAAGUCUGUGGUGUUCACAAAGUGCUCAUUCAGCUUCACUCUAGAAAAAAAACAGAGGAGAUCCAGUCAGGUUCACAUUGAUGCGUUCUAAUCAACAUGAAAAAUAAAAAACAUUUGCUGAUAA
Messenger RNA from Clupea harengus (Atlantic herring), 5459 nucleotides. It is a transcript of the gene znf710a, whose product is annotated as zinc finger protein 710a. Gene Ontology annotation, molecular function: RNA polymerase II transcription regulatory region sequence-specific DNA binding; DNA-binding transcription factor activity, RNA polymerase II-specific. Gene Ontology annotation, cellular component: nucleus. The record is from RefSeq and is a predicted model, not a curated record. Lineage: Eukaryota; Metazoa; Chordata; Actinopteri; Clupeiformes; Clupeidae. Gene Ontology annotation, biological process: regulation of transcription by RNA polymerase II.